Messenger RNA from Poecilia latipinna (sailfin molly), 884 nucleotides. RefSeq names its product charged multivesicular body protein 4b. Gene Ontology annotation, biological process: vesicle budding from membrane; late endosome to vacuole transport via multivesicular body sorting pathway. NCBI's taxonomy places the organism in Eukaryota, Metazoa, Chordata, Actinopteri, Cyprinodontiformes, Poeciliidae. The coding region runs from base 163 to 828 and encodes 221 amino acids. Gene Ontology annotation, cellular component: ESCRT III complex; cytoplasmic side of plasma membrane; multivesicular body. The transcript is spliced from 5 exons. The record is from RefSeq and is a predicted model, not a curated record.
AUCGGGCCUAAUCCAGGAAGUAGAAAAACAUCAACAAUCCUUCCAGGUUGGGCGAAGCGUUGGGGUAGGUUUUAGCGAGGUGGCCUUUCCAGAGCCUUUGUUUCUCCUACGCUCUGCUUUAUUUAGCCAUUUUUACAGCGAGGGUCCUGUAGCAGCUUAGACAUGUCGUUGUUCGGCAAGAUAUUUGGAGGAGGUGGAAAAGGGGGAAAGGGACCGAGCGCACAGGAGGCGAUCCAGAAACUCCGUGAGACGGAGGAGAUGCUAACGAAGAAACAGGAAUUUUUGGAGAAAAAGAUCGAGCAGGAGCUGCAGAUCGCCAAGAAAAACGGCACGAAAAACAAGAGAGCGGCGCUGCAGGCUUUGAAAAGAAAGAAGCGGUACGAGAAGCAGCUGGCCCAGAUCGACGGCACGCUGUCAACCAUCGAGUUCCAGAGGGAGGCGCUGGAAAACGCCAACACCAACACGGAAGUGCUCAAAAACAUGGGCUUCGCCGCCAAGGCCAUGAAGUCCGCCCAUGAAAACAUGGACAUCGACAAGGUGGACGACCUGAUGCAGGACAUUACCGAGCAGCAGGAGCUGGCUCAGGAAAUCUCCGACGCCAUUUCUAAACCCGUUGGGUUCGGAGAGGAGUUUGACGAGGAUGAGCUGCUGGCGGAGCUGGACGAGUUGGAACAGGAGGAGCUGGACAAAAACCUGCUGGAGAUUGGUGGACCGGAGAACGCGCCCCUCCCCAACGUGCCUUCUACUUCAUUACCCUCUAAACCUGCUAAGAAAGAAGAAGACGAGGACGACAUGGAGGACCUGCAGCGCUGGGCGGAAGCGAUGUAAACGCAGCAUCCCGUCACAUCGAACCUGCGUCUGAUUGAGGGGGAAGAGGAAGGAAC